AUGAACAAUUUGAGUAAAGCCAUAUCAAAUGGAGAUUUUGAUGAAUCUUCAUCAUCUGAUGAUGAUGUCAUCAUGAUGCAACUAUUCACAACGCAACAUCAAAGAUUCCAGAUGUUAAGCCUAAACCAACAAACCAGACAUGUUGGUUCCAUAAGUGGUCAUCGAUACAUUAAUCGUGAUAGGGUCAAAGGCGACGAACAAAUUUAUAGAGAUUAUUUUGCAGAUAAUCCUGUCUAUCCAGAAGAAUACUUCCGAAGACGUUUUCGAAUGAGGCAAUCAUUGUUUGUUAGUAUCUUACACGAUAUUCAACAAGUGAAUGAGUACUUCAUCCAAACCCGUGAUGGCAUUGGUGCUCCUGGAUUAUCCGGUGUACAGAAGAUGAUUGCAGCACUUCGGAUCCUCCAAUACGACGUGCCUGCUGAUGUUGUAGACGAGUACAUUAGAAUACGCGAAAGUACUGCAAUUGCCGCCUUAAAUUUUUUUACUAGAUCAAUUGUUGCUACCUAUGAAGCCGUUUACUUAAGAUCUCCAAAUGAAGCAGAUGUCGCCAGAUUAUUGCAAGACGGAGAGCAACGCGGGUUUCCUGGAAUGUUAGGGAGUUUGGAUUGUAUGCACUGGCGUUGGGAUAAAUGUCUAAGUGCCCACGCCGGUGCUUACACUAGACACUAUCACAAACCAACAGUUGUACUCGAGGCAGUUGCCUCCUAUGACUUGUGGAUUUGGCAUGCUUUCUUUGGCAUGCCUGGCUCUCUAAAUGAUAUUACUGUUCUUGACAGGUCACCUUUAUUUACUGAAUUAACUAGAGAACGUGCCCCUGCUACCAACUACACCAUUAAUAAUCACGCGUACACCAUGGGGUAUUAUCUUGCUGAUGGUAUCUAUCCUCAUUGGGCAACGAUUGUGAAAACGAUAUCUCAACCUCAAGGCGCAAAGAGACAACUAUUUGCGAGGAUGCAGGAGGCAUGUCGGAAAGAUGUCGAAAGGGCAUUUGGAGUGCUCCAAGCACAAUUUAAUAUUGUCAGCGUGCCAGCUAGAGAUUUCCUACCCAUCGGCCUUUUACCCCUUGUAGAGACACUGCCCUCACCAACAGUUGGAUUGUUACCAACACUUGGACUGUUGUCGUCUUCAAAAGAAAUGCAGUUUUCCAUAGGGGAUCAAGGGCUGAAUUACGGGUUCCGUACUGGAUUAAUUCUGUUGUUUUCAACUGAAUUUGGUGCGAAAUUCCUGUUGAUUUUUGCUGAUCUGGCAAGCUUGGCAUCUGCUAUUUCACUUGCCAAAUUUGAGAACACAUAUGGCAUCUGCCAUCUUUUGCAAGUGAAAUAG
Camellia sinensis is the source of this 1323-nucleotide messenger RNA. Lineage: Eukaryota; Viridiplantae; Streptophyta; Magnoliopsida; Ericales; Theaceae. The record is from RefSeq and is a predicted model, not a curated record.